UUUUAACAAGCCGUGCGUGGAACAGUUCUUCCUGUCAGCUGAGUUCAUAGUUAAAAUGUCAGUUUUAUUCGAAAAGUGCCUCACGUGUGGGGCAUCUAUAGAACUUUCUAUCCUCGAAAAACACGUUAUGAACUGUUUUAUCCCCCACAGGAGAAACACCCGUUCUAGAAACAGUAUUAAAGUUAACAUACUUCAACUUAAAGAGUUGUUAGAUCAUAGAGUUCCAGUCGAAAAAAUCUGCCAAAAACUAUCAGUGUCCAGGAGAACACUCUUUCGAGUCAUGAAAGAAUCCAACUCUUAUCAGCUAGGCCAAACUACACCCAUGUUUCUGACGAUAAGUUAAAGGUUUGCAAAUGUUCAAGAGAUACUUAGUAUCCCAAAAUGUUUUAUUAAAACAGAAGAGACUGAGAUCAUGCUACCUGGACGUCCGAAUAAGUGAGAAUGCUCCCAUGAGCUAUAGGAUCCAUCGAAGAGUGUACCAUGUUAGAUCCCCACUAACCCUAUGGCACAUAGAUGGGCACCAUAAAUUUGACAAAUAUGGAUUUAUUAUCCAUGGUGCAAUCGAUGGUUACUCCCGACUCAUUCCGUAUAUUUCUUUGGAAGAUAACGAUAAUUCUGAAACUGUUGCUGGCCUUUUCGAAAAAAGUGUAGAGGAGUGGGGUUACCCAGCGAGUGUGAGGUCAGAUUUGGGUGGGGAAAAUGUGUUGGUUGCAUAUUUUAUGAUAAAAGUCAGAGGUGUUAACCGUAACAGCUUUCGUACUGGAAAAUCUGUGCAUAAUCAACGAGUAGAGCGACUGUGGAAUGAUGCAAUUGAACGGUGCACAAUCACAUUUAUGGAAAUGUUCCAAGAAAUGCAAAUUGACGGUCUGUUGGACGUGGACUCCGAGAUGGAUCUCUUAUGCCUACACAUGGUUGCAUAUGAUGUUAUCCAGCGCUCUCUCCAAGCUUUUAAAAACGCCUGGAAUUGUCAUCCCAUUAGGACUGAACACCAUAAAUCUCCUAUGGAGCUUUACAUUUCGGGUCUUAAUCAGCUGAUGGAGGAUGAGGAACAAGGAAAGUUUGAAGGACAAGUAACUGAACUCAUCCAGGGCAAGAAACUAAAACUCUUGACUCAUGGUGUGGCUAUGUAGAUACUUUCCAUCGGUGUGUCUUGGACAAAUUUAGAGUCGAUCUUUCAUUACAUGAUUUAGUUGCCGGGGAAA
Molecule: messenger RNA, 1202 nt
Organism: Daphnia magna
Lineage: Eukaryota; Metazoa; Arthropoda; Branchiopoda; Diplostraca; Daphniidae
Exons: 8
Coding region: 354-1130 (258 amino acids)
Biological process (GO): DNA integration
Molecular function (GO): nucleic acid binding
Source: RefSeq, a predicted model, not a curated record